AACCUGCAGUGGGAGAGAGAGAGAGAGAGAGUGCACCAUUCCUCAAAGGUGACUGUGCCAUGUGACUUCAAGAGCUUUUAAAAGCAGGCCAACCUGUACAAGAGUUAGGUGCAAGUAAUCACAAGGCAGCAGAGGAGUCGGAGGAGGAGAAUACCUGGGCUGUCGGCACAGCAGCGCAACACCGACAGCCCCACAAAAACAAACACCCAGGGAGCAGUGGCAGGCUGCACACGCACCUCUGACUUGUCCGUCCGUCUCUGAUAUCGACAGAAUGAGCUGCAGCAGUGUUGAAGCAUCAGAGUUCUCUGAGGAGGAGCUGGAGCUUGGAAUUCUGGGAGAAGAGGAGGACGACGGGAGUCACAAGGCCUCUUACGAAGACAGCGAGAGCUCAGCCAGCAGCCCGAGUGACCUGGAGGAGGGCCAGACCAAGAAGCGCAAUCGACCGGUGCGUUCAAAAGCUCGGAGGAUGGCAGCCAACGUGCGCGAGCGAAAGCGCAUCAUGGACUACAACCAGGCCUUCAAUGCCCUGCGUGUCGCCCUGAACCAUGACCUCAGCGGCAAGCGGCUGUCCAAGAUCGCCACGCUGCAGAGGGCCAUCAACCGCAUCUCCGCGCUCUCGGUGUUCCUGAACUCCAACCCCCCCGGCAAGGCCUGCAGCCACCGGGAGUGCAACCGGGCCACCGCGGGGGCAGCUGUCACGGGAGCACCUCGCCCGGACCAGACCCGGGUAUCCGUUCCGCGCCUCGAGCAUCAGAGUUACAUCCCCUGGCACACGUCCCUCUCUCACCAGAUGCAGCCACAACAAGGGCCCCACGUGCACAGGCUGCCCGCGGAGCCACAUGUCUACAUUGACAACAUGGUGUCAUCGUGCCCUCCGUCACCCCACUAUCCCUGUUACCCCACCGAGGGACAGCUUUACGCCUCGCAUGGACACUGCAGCAGCCCCCACCACCACCCGCCCAGCCCUCUGGGGUACCCUCAGGUGGGCGAGGGGUUGGGGUACCAGCCGGGGAUGUGGGCCUCCUGCACGCAGGGAUAUGUGGACACUUUUGUGGAGCCGCCUCCCGCGCUGGGGCUUCCAUGGCAGGUGAGCUACAAGUCAGAGUCGGAGCACAGCCUGCCUCUGUGCUCUGACAUACUGUAACAGGUACAUCCAUCCACCCCCCCCCCCCCUGUGCGCCCUGACGACUGCUGACGACACCAGUGGUGGUCUGUGACACCAUCUCAGGGAGAAACGUGACAUGACGUUUUUGUGUUUUCUGCUGUUGCAAUCAACUCCGUAUAGUAGGAACAAUGUUACUGACAGGCAUACAUAAAAGUUCAAUGGCAAUCGAGACUGCAGAAUGUUGUAAAUACUAACAAAUGUAUUUUUGACCUUGCAUUUCAAAAUGGUUAACUCCAAGAAUGUUGUACAAUCUGCUGUUCUAGUUGUUAAAGCUGCAAUAUUGCUGAAUUACUGUACAUUAUUUGACUAAAUGUGUGCAACCAUGAAAUGCAUAAGCCGACUGGUCGACAAGGACAGCCUGCAUUUGCUGUGGUAUACUGUUACUGUUCCUACGCAAUAUUUUCAAGCAGUGGAAAGUGGAUCCUACAGAAAUGUGAUUCCGAUUAGAGCCCAAAGCUCAACAUUUGUAAAUGUAUUUAUUCUCUGUGUGGAAUAUAAAGUCUCUGUGGGUCUGUUGACCCAGUGUUUGUAAAAUUGUAAAGAGCUUGUACAUCGUUUUCUAAACUUCAGAAUUAAAUGUUAAAAUGAGA
Molecule: messenger RNA, 1755 nt
Organism: Hippoglossus stenolepis (Pacific halibut)
Lineage: Eukaryota; Metazoa; Chordata; Actinopteri; Pleuronectiformes; Pleuronectidae
Gene: bhlha9
Product: basic helix-loop-helix family, member a9
Exons: 1
Coding region: 272-1144 (290 amino acids)
Biological process (GO): developmental process; regulation of transcription by RNA polymerase II
Molecular function (GO): protein dimerization activity; DNA-binding transcription factor activity, RNA polymerase II-specific; RNA polymerase II transcription regulatory region sequence-specific DNA binding
Source: RefSeq, a predicted model, not a curated record